Messenger RNA from Pelmatolapia mariae (spotted tilapia), 2091 nucleotides. Its product is annotated as calpain-1 catalytic subunit-like. The coding region runs from base 1 to 2091 and encodes 696 amino acids. The record is from RefSeq and is a predicted model, not a curated record. Gene Ontology annotation, biological process: proteolysis. Gene Ontology annotation, molecular function: calcium ion binding; calcium-dependent cysteine-type endopeptidase activity. Gene Ontology annotation, cellular component: cytoplasm. Lineage: Eukaryota; Metazoa; Chordata; Actinopteri; Cichliformes; Cichlidae. The transcript has 21 exons.
AUGCCUCUUCCUGGUGCAUGCCUGAACAUUAUGGAGGCUCGUCACAAGCAGAAGGGAUAUGGGAGCAUCUCCAACCCUGAAAGGUUCUUUAACCAAGACUUCAAGAACCUGAAGCAGUACUGUCUAAUCAAAGGAGUAAGGUACCUCGAUGACAUGUUCCCCCCUGAUGCAAAGUCUAUUGGCCAGGGGAUACUGACGCCCUCCGACCUGGCCCGCGUGAAGUGGCUAAGACCUGCCCAAAUUGCUCCUGAUGCUGAAUUUGUGGUUGAUGGCGUCUCCAGAUUUGACUUUGGUCAAGGUGUACUUGGAAACUGCUGGUUUCUUGCAUCAAUCGGCGCACUGACUUUCCAGAAUCACAUCUUUAAACAAGUUGUUCCGCUCGACCAAACAAUCAAAGAGAACUACUGUGGCAUUUUUCACUUCAGGUUCUGGAGAUUCGGGCGGUGGGUGGACGUCGUCAUUGAUGACAAGUUGCCGACGAUCAAUGGCAGACUAAUCUUUGUUCACUCCAAAGAUCCAAAUGAGUUCUGGCCUGCUCUGCUGGAGAAAGCUUAUGCCAAGGUUUGUGGUUCCUACACCGACAUGACUUCUGGAACUCCUUCAGAGGCUAUGAUGGAUUUCACCGGUGGCGUCCACAUGUGCGUCCAGCUGUCGGACGCCAGUUCAGAUGUGUGGGGGCUGAUAUGCAGAGCUGGCAAAUCCAACACAUUGAUGGGCUGUGGUACACCUCAAGGGGAAACAUCUGCUAACACAGUUUUGCCAAAUGGACUGGUCCAAGGGCACGCCUACACUGUGACAGGGGUUAAAGAGCUUAUUAGCCAAGGAAAAGUUGUGAAGCUGAUCCGUUUGUGGAACCCCUGGGGCAAAGGAGAGUGGGUAGGAGACUGGAGUGAUCGGUCCCCCAUGUGGGACACUGUGAGUUCUCAAGACCGCCAAAUGUGCCUUUCAGUGGCCGAUGAUGGAGAGUUUUGGAUGACUUUUGAAGAUUUCUGUAAGUUCUACACAGAUCUUGACAUCUGUGGCCUGAAACCAGACUUCAUAGAUGGAAAAUCCUCUGCUCAGUGGAAGACCUCUGUGUACGAGGGUCGGUGGGUUGCUGGAACGACUGCUGGAGGCUGCAUAAAUAACAGAGACACUUUCUGGACAAAUCCACAGUAUCGAAUUAAGGUCGUAGGUGAAAACUCAGAGACCAAUGGGGAGAAAAACAUCCUAGUGUCUCUCAUGCAAAAGCCUGACAAGAGGAACAGACGCCUGGUGCAGAACCUCCACAUUGGUUUUGCUGUGUAUUUGGUGUCCGAAGACUACAAAACGCAAAGUGGGAAGUUUCCAGCAACGUUCUUCAACACCCAUCUGCCUGAUGCUCGGAGUGAUAAAUACAUGAAUGCCCGUGAGGUGAUAGAGUUCCUUAUGCUGAAGCCCGGUGAAUACCUGAUUGUGCCAUCCACCUUCAAACCCAACGAGACAGCCUCCUUCAUCCUCACCAUCCACUCAAGAGAAGAGACAUGUUGCUAUGAGAAUUCAAAUGCAAAUGAGCAGAAAUAUGAGCCAGUUGAAAAGGUCACAAAAGUAAAAAACCAUCAGGAUGAUGAAAACAAGAAAACAUUCUUCCGUCAAUACUCUGACAAGUAUGAAGAAGUGGAUGCUGAGCAGCUCCAGAGGGUUCUAAAUGAAAACAUCCUGAAAGGAGACAUGAAAUCUGGAGGGUUCAGCCUUGAUGCCUGUCGCAGCAUGGUGGCUCUAAUGGAUACGUCAAUCACAGGCAAACUAAACAGUGAGGAAUUCGUCCGUCUGUGGAAAAAGGUCACUAAAUACAAGGAGACUUUCUUCCUCACCGACGUUUCAAAAACAGGAACGCUGUCACUGAGUGAGCUGAGGAAUGCAUUUGUAGCUUCAGGAAUGAAGGUUGCAGAUGACAUGCUCAGUCUGAUGGCUCUGCGCUAUGGCGCCUCCUCUGGACACAUGACACUGGAGUGCUUCAUCAGUCUCAUGAUUCGCUUGGACUGCAUGAAGAAAAUCUUCAAACAGUUGUCUGAUGGAAAAUCCAUUAAUCUCAAGGAGUCAGAGUGGAUGUACGUUUCCAUGUACACUUAA